GUUAGUUUUGGCAAAAACCCCUAUAAACAAAUAGCUACAAAUCGUAGUCGUAGCUAUUAUAGUUGCAAGUAGCUACACUAUAAACCGUGGCUAUUAAAAUGAAAUUUCAAAAAAAAAAAUAUAAAUCACAAAACAAAAAUUGAAUAAAAUAUAAAAUUAGUGAAACUGUUUUCAAAAUAGAACUAAUUAACAAAUAGAAAUUUAUUUUAUUAAUUGAAAUUGGGUUUACAAAAAAAAUCUAACCAGGUAAAAAGACUAAGCCUAAAAAAUAGUAAUUUCUCCGACGCCUCCUCGGACCACCGCAAUCGCUGUGACUGAGACCACCACCGUUGUAACUAUGACCAGGCCCGUCUCAACUAAAAAAUGGGCUCUAUGCUAUAGAAGAAUUUGAGACUUAUUUCCUCAUAUAAAAAUAGCUUCUAAAAUAUUGAACCCUAAUUUAAACUAAAAAAAUCCAAAAAUUGCAACAGGUCAUGUGCGCUUCGAGCACAUGCUUAGGACGGGACCUGACUAUGACCACCACCUCUGCGACUGCAAAUCUGCAACCACAACACAACCGCUGCUGCAGACUGCGAACACCACCACCUCUAUGACCUGAAACCCCAAACCCCAAAUCAUCAAAACGAGACAACGAAGUUCAAUCAUCCAAAAGGGUGAAGCUAAGAUAAAAUGAUACCUGAAGAUUCAGCCACAGCAGACUCCGGUUUGCUCUCCACUUUUUCAGAGUCAUUGACGACGCCACCACCUCAGCCUUCAAUCUCCUCGGUUUUCACUUAGACAGCGCGCCUCGUCCGUUCCCUGAGGGGAAGAGGAUGUGACUGAUCGUGUCGUUAUCGGAAAAGGUGCUUAGGGUUUCGUAGUGCUGAAUCAUGUAGUGAAUAAUGUUAUCUACGUCGGUGUUGGGUACGACGGCCCGAGGGUAGGAGCGAAUCGAUUCGCGGAGGAGAGGGAGGCAAUAAUUGGUUAGGUUUAUUGACCACUCGGCGCAGAGUUCAUUGACUCGGAGAGGUUUCUUGCAGGACAAGCGAGAGGACUCCAUUUGUUUUUUUUGGAGGGAAGAAGAGAUCUGAUCGUUAUCAUCGUUUUAAUUGAACCUAAACCGAAUCUUGUAAGAUAAUUUCGGUUCGGUUUUAAAUGACCAAAACUAUACCAAUUUAAAACAUUUAAUUUUCUUAUUUUAGUUACACUCCGCACGAAACCGACUUUUAAGAUCUCUGACCGUCAACGGCAGCGCUCAUCGUUGGUUCUGUUUUGGUGGUGGAAGCUGCCGCGUCUCGCACGAUUCAUACGGCGGCCGCGAAGCCAAUCCUCCCGCCUUUUCUUCUCUGCCGAUUUCUGAUUCUCCUUUUACGCCCUCCGGUUUACUUAUUCACAAUUACGUCUGGAAAAAUCUAAUUAUGCUCAUUUCAUGACUACAGAAGCCGAAGAAAGUAUUGGGGUGAGAAUAUAAAUGUAAGAAAAGUCAGAGGGCACAAAAAGUAAAAAGAAAAGAAAAAAAUUCAGAGGAGAAAGAGUUAUGACAAAUAAACAAAGAGAAAGAAGAAAAAACAAAGUGUAACUGUAUUUGCCAGCAACAAGACUGUGUGACACAUGAUUUGGCCUUUGAGAAAAGGCAAACUGCUUUGCACACAAGCAUCAUAGUAACCACAAACAAAGAGUCUUUCUUUUUUCUUUUUGUUUCUAUUUGAUAUUUUGGUUUAUUUACGUUUCAUCCAGUGGUCAAAGAAAAAUGUUAGAAUUUUGGAGAAGAUGAGUGGGAAAAGGGAAAGUUUUUCUGUUUAUUUGAGUUGAGUGAGUCUGUUGGAUCUACAUCUGAAUUUUGCAAGAAAAUGAGGAAACAUGGAUGGCAACUUCCUUACCAUCCUCUUCAGGUGGUGGCUGUUGCUGUGUUCUUGGCUCUUGCGUUUGCUUUCUUCGUCUUCUUUGCUCCUUUUGUUGGGAGCAACCUUCACCAGUACAUUGCCAUGGGUAUAUACUCUCCUCUGAUUACAUGUGUGGUUGGACUGUAUAUAUGGUGUGCGGCGUCAGAUCCUGCAGACCGUGGAGUUUUCCGGUCAAAGAAGUACCUGAAAGUCCCUGAAAACGGGAAACUUCCUCAUUCAAAAAAUAUAAAAGAUGGCUGUGGAUCAACUACAGGUCCAGGUGGUGCCAAGUCUUAUGACAGCACAUGUGUACAAGAUCAAGUAAAUAGAACUAACAAGAAGUUGGAGUCGUCACAAAGAUCGUCUCUCCUGCGUCUGAUCUGCUCUCCUUGUGCAUUGCUUUGUGGUUGUUGCAGUGGAAGAGGUGAAUCUUCUGAGCAGCAGACGAGUGAGGAUGGGAUGUUUUAUUGCAGUCUUUGUGAAGUUGAGGUCUUCAAAUACAGCAAACAUUGCAGAGUUUGUGGCAAAUGUGUGGACAGUUUUGAUCAUCACUGCAGGUGGCUAAACAACUGCAUUGGCAAGCGGAAUUACAGAAAGUUCUUCAGCCUUAUGGUAUCAGCUAUCUUUUUGCUCAUUAUGCAAUGGUCAACUGGAAUUUAUGUGCUGGUGUUAUGUCUGCUCCGAAGGAACCAGUUUAAUGCAGACAUUGCCUUAAAGUUGGGAAGCAGCUUCUCGCUUGUUCCAUUUGUUAUAGUCGUUGGAGUUUGCACUCUAUUAGCAAUGCUGGCAACGCUACCGCUUGCUCAGCUCUUCUUCUUCCACAUUCUUCUCGUUAAAAAGGGGAUCAGUACAUACGACUACAUAGUUGCACUUAGGGAACAAGAGCAAGAGCUUGAAGCGGGUGAAGGUCAACAAAACCCUCAAAUGUCAAUGAUCAGCUCAUUCACUGGACUAAGCAGUGCAAGCUCCUUCAACGCAGUUCACCGUGGAGCUUGGUGCACCCCACCUCGUUUGUUUGUUGAGGAUCAGUUUGAUGUAGUUCCACCAGAGAAUGCGUCUGUGAGUUCAUAUGGCAAGAAGACGGUAGUAGCUGAGGAACGCGUCAAGAAGAAGACACAACCUGUGAAGAUAAGUCCAUGGACUCUAGCGCGUCUCAAUGCAGAAGAAGUUUCAAAGGCAGCAGCAGAAGCAAGGAAGAAGUCCAAGAUCAUCCAGCCUGUGGCUAGACGUGAAAACCCUUUUCUUGGGAUAGAAGCAAGCAGCAGUGGCCGUAGAAUGUUCCCUGCAAAAUCUGAAGCUGUUAAUAGUAACGGGAAACAGAGAAGGCAUCAGUCAAAGCGGAUACGGUUACCAGCAGAACCGUUAAUGAAUGUUCAGAGUAGAGCUGGGCUAGCUCCUCUUCAGCUAGAAGCAAGAAGUGCGUUUCGGACAAACCGAGAGAUGUCAGGGUCAGGUGGUGGUGUUAUGAUUACAUCUUCACCAGAGAGCAGCUUAGAAGACUUACAUGACAUUCACCCUUUUAGAGUUUCGUCUGAAGCAGAGGAUUCAAUGCAACUCAAUGGGUUUUCUUCAGCUGUUGGUUUGAUGGGUCAACAGAGAGAAGAAGAAGAACAACAACAAUCCAUGAUGAUGUCAUUGUCAAGGUCUACAAGUGAUGGCUAUGAUGCAUCUGGAGGUGAAGACAGUGAUCAGGUUCCUUCUAGAAACAUCCACAAAUCAAGAUGAGAAGUAAUCACACUCUAGUUUUGGCUUUUAAGAGUUGAGAAUGCUUGAGGUGGAUGGUCACAUUCAAAUGGAUUGAUCAUACAUAGAUUAAAAUCCUACCAAUAUCAUCUUUUGUAUAAGGUAGGUUAGGUUUGGACAUUCGAGUCUUGAUCAGUUUUUAUCGGGUCUCCUCUCCAUUUUUGGAACCCGUUUAAUAUCCGAAAAUUUUCGUAUAUAAUUUUGUUCGGUAUCUAGUAACGAAAAGUGUAUGAAUUAUCCAAAAAUAAACAUGAAUAGCCGAGAAAAAGAACUAAAAAUA
Messenger RNA from Brassica napus (rape), 3885 nucleotides. Its product is annotated as probable protein S-acyltransferase 22. Gene Ontology annotation, biological process: peptidyl-L-cysteine S-palmitoylation; protein targeting to membrane. Bases 1830 to 3587 code for a protein of 585 amino acids. Gene Ontology annotation, molecular function: protein-cysteine S-palmitoyltransferase activity. Gene Ontology annotation, cellular component: endoplasmic reticulum; Golgi apparatus. Lineage: Eukaryota; Viridiplantae; Streptophyta; Magnoliopsida; Brassicales; Brassicaceae. The transcript is spliced from 9 exons. The record is from RefSeq and is a predicted model, not a curated record.